AUGUCUGUAAAAAGUGAAUCAGUCAUAACCUCCAUCACUGACACCUGGGCCUUCGUCAUUGCUUUUGCCAUGGAAGCGUUAAUUAAAGCCUGCAUAUCAGCAGAAGCAGUAAAAUCAGCAGAAAAAUCAGACCCAUCUCCAGAUAUACCCGGAGAGGCUUCUAAAGUAAUCUGAAUGUUUGCUGUAGUCCCAGAAGGCACAAAAAGAUCCUGUCAGAUUGUAUAAUAAAUAUACAGACAACCCUAAGGGAAUGAAUAAAGUAAACUAAUACCUAAGGAAAGGGUUGAGUAACCCUGAAGUAAAAAAUAAAAUAAAUAAAUAAACAGGAUAAAGAAAUGAAAGUACUCACAAUAGUGAAAAAAAUAGCAAUUGGAAUAGGAAAACGCAGGAGCUGUUGGGCCGCCACUAUAAAUAAACCCCAACUUAGAUUUCUGGCAGUUGGGAUCAGAGCAGCGGCCAGACAUAUGAAUGAAGGGGAAAAACAGCGCGAUAGCGCCGUGCAGGGGAUAAAGAUCCUCAAAGAUGUCCCUGAGCCCCAAUAGAUGGUAAUCUUGGGGCCAGUGAGGUCAGAGGGGAAAAAAAAUAUUAAAGGAUAUACAAUAAAGCAAAUAAAGUAAAUAAAUCAAAUUAAGUUAAAAUGAAGUAACUAAAUAUAUUUAUAAAUAUGAAAAUAUUAUAAUUAAAAUUUAAUAACUAUAAUAAUAACAAUUAUAUAAACCACCGUUAUGAUAUGAAUAAAAGUAAAAAAAAUCCCACAGGUAAGAACCAUGGGACCCAGUGUCACUUAACUGAGGUAGCAGCAAAGAAAGAGGAAGUAGUAUACUGGGCACUGCCUAUUAUGAUAUGAAGAGGAUGCUGAUUGGCUGUUCCUGUUGCUAGGAGAAUAUACGUUGUUUACUGGUUUCUUUUUAUACUGAUUAAAUGUUAUUUUUCUUUGGAGCUGAGGGAAAUAAAGAAAGAUUGCAGCAUAAUAGGAGCCUCUGUGUCUUAAUACAAUUAGUAAAUUUGAUAUAUUUAGACUGAAAUUGCCUAACUGAAAAAAAAUAAAACAAAUUGGAUAUUUUAGACUAAACCUUGCAAUUCCCUGCUUUGUGAAUAAACUCUUUUUCAAGUAAUUUUACAGAUCAAAGCUACGGUUUAAAUGGUUAUUGCUUAAGUAUUGGUUUUUGUGAUUUUUCAAAUGUUAAGCUGUUAGAUUGCCCUUACCUUUCCAGCCCACUUUAAAACCUGAUGCUAUGGCAGUGUUCCAAAUAGAACCCAAAGCUCUAAGAGACCAGAGAAUCAAACACAAAUGUGAGCAAGCCGUCCUAGUAUCUUCUCCUUAGAAUGCUGUUGUGAAGGUUUUCAUGCUGUGCCCUUCUUGGUACUUUUUAUUUACUACAGUUUUCUUUCCUGUCCGUUACUGGAAAAACCUGGACCAUGAUGCCUGAACCAACAGGAUUUCAUCCAGUCCAAGAGCAUGUCAUACAUCCAUAUAUUCAACAGACAACAACCCAGAGACAGGUUGAUAGAACCGGUAAGGUUUUCAGUAAUAGGUGUAAUGAUUAGUUUGUAUAAUGGCCAAUAUUCCUAAACGCUCAUCUCCACCAUCAUUUUUAUUUUUAAUAGGCACAUGUUGACUAAAGUUAAAUAAAGGUGUAACUGUUCAUGUACUGUUUGAUCGUAUGAGUAAAAAAGUACUAUCUACAAAAUGUGUAUACCAGCCAUGCCCCCUUACCCUAUGUUUACACUUACACCUUUAACCUUAACCCUACACUAUCCUAACCCUAAAACAGCUUUAACCCAAACCCAACAUGAAAGGGUUACUCCAACCCUUUUGCAGGGUGUCUAUUUAAAAUGCCCUAUUGAGCAUUAUUAAAGGACCACUACAGUGCCAGGAAAACAUACUCGAUUUCCUGGCACUAUAGUGCCCUGAGGGUGCCCCCACCCUCAGGGACCCCCUCCCGCUGGGCUGGAUGGCAAGGAAAGGGGUUAAACUUACCUUUAUUCCAGCGCGGGGCGGGGAGCUCUCCUCCUCCUCUCCGCCUCUGAUCCGCCUCUUUGGCUGAAUGCGCAUGUGCGGCAGGAGCUGCGCGUGCAUUCAGCCGGUCUCAUAGGAAAGCAUUUACAAUGCUUUCCUAUGGACGCUUCCGUGUUCUCACUGUGAUUUUCACAGUGAGAAGCACGCAAGCGCCUCUAGCGGCUGUCAAUGAGACAGCCACUAGAGGAUUUGGAGGCUGGAUUAACCCAUUUAUAAACAUAGCAGUUUCUCUGAAACUGCUAUGUUUAUAAAAAAAAAGGGGUUAAUCCUAGAGGGACCUGGCACCCAGACCACUUCAUUAAGCUGAAGUGGUCUGGGUGCCUAGAGUGGUCCUUUAACCAGGAACCCGCCUACAUUGUGCAGUAAACAUGUAAAAAAAAAUUUACUUAUCUGGAAUCCAGCGCCAGGCAAAGCUCCUGAUCCUACCUUUCAUGCCUCCACUCAUCAUCAGUCAGGGCCUCGUUCAGUCUAAACACAGACUUCUCAUAGCAUGCAUGCAAACUGAGCCAGUGAGGAGAGAUAGGGAGGGAGAUUGGGAGGAAGGGUCAUGGUGGUUGGAGUAAUCCUUUAACCCUUACCUUAUCCCUACUCCUAAUGAAACCCUCUGCUAAUAUCAGCAGAUGGGUUUCAUAGUUAAAACAGGAGAAAUCGGUAUGUUGCUGCCAUCUACUGACAAUUUUUAGGAUUACUGAAAAAAAGCAUGCUCCCUCACUCGAUUACAGUGUGAUUGGUGCCGGCAGCUGAAAAAGUCCAGCACUAAUAACAAUCAGCUUUGGAACAUCAGACCAUGGAGGUCUAUCUUCAGCAUCCUGCAGCCCUAGAAUCACUGCGGAUGAGCACACUUGCUCAACUGGUAUAUUCUCAAUGGAUUCAAACGGCUGUAUGCAGCGCUCAGUUUGAACUCUGCAUACAGCUUAUAAGCUCAUCAGUUUGGGGCCACUAAAAUGGGAACACCAGGAAUCCAUUUAGACUGUAAGCAGGGAUUUAACCAAUUUAAUCUUUAUAUAUCUAUAGUAACUCUCAAUUUGAGCAAUGCAUACAGCUCAUCUAUCAGUUUGGAUUCACUAAAAAUGAAAGCGGCUGACAGAGGAGAGUCCCAGUUAUUGAUUAAUACCCAGGACUCUCUGGUGUGAGCAGGGAUUUAACACAACUCACAAAUUGCAUGAUGUCCUACUCCCUCUUAACAGCUGUCUUUCACUCUGUGGAAGACAGCAUGGAAUGUCCUAAUACUGGGAAGGGGUUAAUUACAUCGCAAGUCAAAGGUUACAGGCAGCCAAGAACACUGAAUUUGUGAAUGGUUGACAGUUAUGCAAAUAACUAAUUACGUUCAGUUUGGACAUUUAAAUGUGUGUUUCUUUAGUUCCAAUCAGACAUUUUAAAUAUUCUGCAUAUCUUUAGUUCUCAUGUUAAUGAUUUUGUUAUGUAAAUUGAGGUUACAGUAUUUACUUAUCCUUUAAUUGGUAUAACUGUUUACAAAUGAAUUGUUGGUUAAUACUGCAUGCACACGUAAUUAAGUCAGGAUAGAGUUAUUGUGGUGUUAGCUGUGCUCAUGCACACAUUCUUUUAAAUGUAGGAAAUAUUUGGAUAUUGAUGAACUAUUAAAUAUGCAUUUUAGUGACUUAUCUAGUCCUUUUAGGACGUCUUCAUGUGGUGGUUUUGGUGCACAGACCCUGUUUCUUCAGUCUGACAAACAUAAGCAUUGCUACUUUUGACAAAUGUCAAGAUUCUGAGGGCACUAUGGGUAGAGAUUUGCACACUGCUUGCUCCUGCACGCUUAACAACAGAGCACGCUUAACAACGGAAAAGCUUGGAUUCUUGAGGCUCCUGUCACAUGCAUGCACAAUUUUGAAAAUUAGUACAGCUAGAUGACAGGCAAAAAUCAGCACCAUACUAUUUUAUAGUUCUCGAUAGCUCUUUAACUUUGACUUGGCUUUAGCAAGUAAGAUCCUGUACAGGCCAUUACACUACAAUAGUAUACUACAUAUAGGUUAUGAUGCUGUGAGUUUCUCUUUAGAUUGAAGUUAAACAUGGAAUUAUGUUACUAUGCCCUAAGUUUCUGUAAAUAUACAUUUUAUAUUUUAGUUCCUAUGGAGAGAUUAAAAAGAUAUAUUUUAUAUGGUAUUGUUUAUAUUGUAAGAAUUUUAAAUUAUUCAAGCAAAUAGGCACCAUACAGUGUGACAGAAAUAUGUUCUUAAAAAUAGUCAACAAAGUGUAUGUUAGCUAGGCCUAAUAGUCACAUGUAAUAAGUACAGUUGCUUGAUUAAAAUGAGUUUCUGUUGAAAUGCAGGCCUCAACUUUUGAGCCAUAUGUGUUCCUGUAUGCAGGAGGGGUAGAAGGGAUGACACUUCCAUUCACUCGUAGCACUGUUAGCAUUUAUAAUGAAUACGUCCUCUCCUCCUUCUCAUUUACUACAUUUUGUGGAUUAUGUGCUUACCUUUAAUUUUUAGAUUGCAUUGUAUAUAUAAAGUUAAAUAUAAAGUUUAACUAAUACAAAUGUGCAUAUUUUGUUGAAAUGGUAAUUGCGAAACUAUCUUUUUUGUAAAAAUCUUUUUUAUUGUCUUUUAAGAGCACAAGGUGUUGACUCUCUUUCUUUCCUUUAUCAUUAGGUAAGUUGCAUCGUGUGACAGGUCAGCAUGUUGCAAGAGCCCCUCAGGAUAGCUUUGUAUCGUCAAACCUGCAAGAGGUAAUGCUCCCUGGAUUUACCCCAUUUACUGUGUCUCCUUACGGACUAGAGGCAGCAUUUCCUGCUUCUCAUAUAAGCACUGCAAGAGGUACGACAAACAGCUAUCUACCACAAAAUCCACAAGGUGUAGUGGCACCAGGUCCUUCACAGCCUUAUGUUGCUCCCUACCAUAUGUUGUCUUAUCCUAUAAGUCAUGCCACUGGGAAGCAGAGACUUCCUAUUGAAAUGAGGGCACUGUAUCAACCCAAUAAUUAUAUAGAAAAUCAAGAAAAAUCAAAAGUCCAGCUAUUGCACAUGGCAACUGGACAUUACCAGAACCCUAUGGUUACAAAGAUUUACCCACAGACAAGGCAGUGCACGUACAAAACAUCUGCACCACAACAUUACCAACAAUCACCAUUCUUAAUCAUGGAGCUAAGUGUCCCUUCAGUAUCCAAACAAUUGGAUGUUAAGACUACCAACAACUGCAAGCACAUCGAUCCAUUGCUGCCAUCAGACAGUCUGGUAUAUGACAAUGAGGAUUUCACCAAUUUGGAAGCAGUGGUUAAUGCAACUAAACAAAGACAUUCUCAAAUAAAGAAGAGUACCACUGAUGCUCAUCAGAUGUCCUCGCAUUCUUCUUUUAAUAUGGACUCUCUCCCUGAGGAAAUGAAAUUGUUCAGAUAUGAGGAUGAGUCAGUCAAGGAACAAGUGAGCAGUAUGGACUUCUUUUACUAUGUAAGCACAUAUGGCGUAAUACCAAGUGAAGAAGAUGCUCCCAAACCCAAAGAACACAUUAAACGCUACCAAUCAGUUGGUCUAAAUCCCCGGGUCUCAGCAGAUGCCAAACACAAAAACCUAUCUCAAGCUUGGCCUCUGUAUCUAAAACGAUUUAAACGCCUUUAG
This is a messenger RNA of Pelobates cultripes (western spadefoot toad), 5588 nucleotides long. The record is from the annotation of a GenBank genome assembly. Lineage: Eukaryota; Metazoa; Chordata; Amphibia; Anura; Pelobatidae.